AUGUCAAACAACAUGAGCUUAUCCGUUAACGGCCAAUCCCAAGUGCCUCCCGGGUUCCGAUUCCACCCGACCGAGGAAGAGCUCCUCCGCUAUUACCUCCGCAAGAAGGUCGCCUACGAAAAGAUCGACCUCGACGUUAUACGGGAGGUCGACCUCAACAAGCUCGAGCCAUGGGACAUUCAAGAGAAAUGCAAAAUAGGUUCGACUCCGCAGAACGAUUGGUACUUUUUCAGCCACAAGGAUAAGAAAUACCCGACCGGGACACGAACGAACCGUGCCACCGCAGCCGGUUUUUGGAAGGCGACCGGUCGGGAUAAGCCCAUUUAUAGCACCGGAAAACGUAUCGGGAUGCGGAAAACUCUUGUGUUCUAUAGAGGUCGAGCUCCGCACGGCCAGAAAUCCGAUUGGAUCAUGCACGAAUACAGACUAGACGACAACCACAACAACUGCAGCAACAAUAUUCACGAUAUCUCCACUCAUCAAGCACCGAACACUAUCAUCGGUCGUCACGACCAGUCGGGCCCGGAAGAAGGAUGGGUCGUUUGUCGGGUUUUCAAGAAGAAAAACUACCACCACAAGACAUCAUCAUCGGCACCGAAACUUGACUCGCCGGAGAACAACAAUCACGACGAAAACAACAACGUCCUCGAUCAAAUACUAAUGUGCAUGGGAAAAUCGUCGCCACCGUUGGAAAAUCACUACCAAAGCACGGAAUUUAUUCCUGAUCCAGCUUUCGUGAACCUUCCGGGCCUCGAAAGCCCUGCUCGUGACCCAUGCAGCUUCAAAUUAUCUCCUUGCAACAGCCGGGCCGAACAAGAAAUCGGGCCAGAGGUCACGGAUUGGGCCGCGCUCGACCGACUAGUGGCCUCUCAGCUCAAUGGGCAAUCUAAUUCCAAGCAAUUUUGCAGCUUUGGAUCGAACGGCCAGGAUUUUUCUUUCUUUCAAUUCGACGAACAAGAUCACGAGGUGCAACAAAUGGUCGGCGUGCAAAAUUCCGAAAGAUCGAAUCAUCGGAUUUCGACCGAUUUCUGGGGCUUUGCCAAGUCGUCGUCGUCGUCGUCAGCGCUGUCAUCAUCAUCGUCCGACCCUCUCUCUCACUUGUCUGUAUGA
Molecule: messenger RNA, 1110 nt
Organism: Striga hermonthica
Lineage: Eukaryota; Viridiplantae; Streptophyta; Magnoliopsida; Lamiales; Orobanchaceae
Source: the annotation of a GenBank genome assembly